Molecule: messenger RNA, 3247 nt
Organism: Malania oleifera
Lineage: Eukaryota; Viridiplantae; Streptophyta; Magnoliopsida; Santalales; Ximeniaceae
Product: G-type lectin S-receptor-like serine/threonine-protein kinase At4g27290
Exons: 7
Coding region: 321-2798 (825 amino acids)
Biological process (GO): protein phosphorylation; recognition of pollen
Molecular function (GO): protein serine/threonine kinase activity; ATP binding
Source: RefSeq, a predicted model, not a curated record
GGGUCAGACGUAAGAACUAAAAAGCUUUCAUUUAAUUCGAAAAGUCUCUGAGUCACACUCCCUCGCACCCCACGCUCAGUCCAUUCCACUAGCCCAUUGACCCAUCCCGGCGGUAUGCUCCCGUCUCUAAGCGUGUCGGCGCAAAUUUCUGCUGACACUUUUUGUGAUCAGCUGCAAAACUCGAUGAAAUUUAUAAGGCCUACCUUUCGAAUUCUAUUCUUAAAUGCUGCUUCUUCUAUCUCUGCUUGCUUCCGUAUCAAACGUCUCUCCUGUUUUCCAGAUGAAAUGAACUGUGACCAGAAGCUUGACAGAGGGCACCAAUGAAGAUGAAGGGCUUCACCACCUGUGCACUGCUUCUCUGUUCUUCUUCCUUAUUCUCCCUCGUCAUUUUCUCUGGCGCAGCAGACACCAUAACCACGUCCCAAUCCAUUAGAGACGCCGGCGACACCAUUGUUUCCGCCGGCGUUCGCUUUCAACUGGGAUUUUUCAGCCCCGGAAAUUCCAAGAACCGAUACUUGGGAAUAUGGCAUGCUGAAAUUUCUCCCGUCACAGCUGUAUGGGUUGCCAAUAGAGAAACUCCCCUGCUUGAUUCAUCCGGUGUUCUGAUCAUCAACAACCAGGGAAAUCUCGUUCUUCUGAACGGUACCCAUCAAAUAAUUUGGUCUUCCAAUUCACCAGCACCCACAAGAAGUCCGAUUGCACAGCUUUUGGACUCGGGGAACUUGGUCGUGAUUGACGGAAAUGAUGCCCAAAACCCAGAAAAUAUCCUCUGGCAGAGCUUUGACCAUCCACGCGACACAUUAUUACCAGGUAUGAAGAUCGGAAGGAACAAAAUCACUGGCCAGGAAUGGUACCUCUCAUCGGGAAAGAGCAAUGACGAUCCCUCCCAAGGGGCUUUUACGAUUCGGGUUGAUUCCCAUGGAUUUCCGCAAUUGGAUAUCAGCAAGGAUUCAACUGUGAUCGCCAAGUCUGGACCAUGGAACGGCAUUAGAUUCAGCGAGAGCCCUGGAUUUGGACCAAAUCCAUAUUUCAAAUUCGAUUUUGUUUUCAAUCAGAAGGAAUUAUAUUACAGUUUUGAGAUGUACAAUAGAUCCCUUAUUUCGAGGCUUGUGUUGAAUCAGACUGGUACGUUACAGCGGUUCUUGUGGCGUGAUCGCGACCAGGGCUGGGUGCUCAUCCUGACCGUAGCAAUGGGAAAUUGCUUCCGCCAGGCAGUGUGUGGUCCAUUUGGUACAUGUAAUAACGAUAAUUUACCAUUUUGCAAGUGUUUGAGAGGAUUUGAGCCAAAGUUCCCAAAAGAUUGGGAGACAACAGAUUGGUCUAAAGGUUGUGUGAGGAAGACUCCACUGAGUUGUCCGAAUGGAGAUGGGUUUUUUAAGUUUUCAGCAGGGAGGUUGCCGGACACAUUGAACUAUUGGUAUAAUGGGAGCAUGAACCUGGAGGAAUGCAGGAUGAUGUGCUUGAAGAACUGCUCUUGUAUGGCUUAUGCAAAUUCCGAUAUGAAAGGGGGAGGAAGUGGGUGCUUGAUAUGGUUUGAUGAGUUGAUUGACAUGAGAGAAACAAUCAACAAUGGACAGGAUAUUUACAUACGGAUGGCUGCAUCAGAACUAGAUCAAGGCGAUAAUAUUGUGAAAUUCAGUAAUGACUCCAGCAUGUCCAAACAAGUGAAGAUCAUAGUCAGCUCUGGGGUUUCUAUGGGCGUGCUACUCUUAGGGAUAAUCCUAAUAUUAUUGCGUAGGAAGACAAAGCAUCUGCUGAGAGAUGGAAAGAUUCGAUUCUAUAUGGAGAAGGAAAAUGUGGAGUUGCCAUUAUUUGACUUCAGUACAAUGGAAAAUGCAACUGAUAACUUUUCUACUCAAAACAAACUUGGAGAGGGUGGUUUUGGAGUUGUGUUCAAGGGUAUGCUAAAAGAUGGACAAGAAAUUGCCGUGAAGAGGCUCUCAAGGAAUUCUUCUCAAGGACUAGAUGAGUUCAAGAGUGAAGUUAUGCACAUUGCCAAAGUUCAGCACCGAAAUCUUGUCAAGCUUUUGGGAUGCUGCAUUCAAGGGGAUGAAAAGAUGUUGGUCUAUGAAUACAUGUUCAACAACAGCCUUGACACUCUCAUUUUUGAUGAAAGAAACAAAAUGCUGGAUUGGCCUAAGCGCUUCCACAUUAUCAACGGUGUUGCUCGGGGGCUUCUUUAUCUUCAUCAAGACUCUAGACUAAGAAUAAUCCAUAGAGACUUGAAAGCAAGCAAUGUUUUACUAGACAACGAGAUGAACCCAAAGAUUUCAGACUUUGGCAUGGCUAGAACUUUUGGAGCUAAUGAAAGUGAAGCAAAGACGAGAAGAGUGGUUGGAACAUAUGGUUACAUGUCUCCAGAAUAUGCAAUUAAUGGGUGCUACUCAAUGAAAUCUGAUGUAUUUAGCUUUGGAGUUUUGGUUCUAGAGACAGUAAGUGGGAAGAGAAACAGAGGGUUUAAUCAUCCAAACCACUGCCUCAACCUUCUUGGCCAUGCAUGGAAGCUAUAUAUGGAAGACAAGUGUAUGGAGCUGAUUGAUGCAUCGCUAGGGGACCUAUGCAAUAUGCAUGAAGUGUUGCGGUCAAUCCACUUGGGGUUGUUAUGUGUGCAACACCAUCCAGAAGAUAGGCCAAGCAUGUCUUCUGUGGUGCUGAUGUUGAGUGGGGAGGGUGCAUUACCUCCACCCAAACAGCCAGGUUUUUUCUUUGAUGGUGAUUUGCAAGGAAUAUGCACAUCACGCAAGUCCAGACCAAGUUCGAGCAACCAAGUAACCAUGACGUUAUUGGAGGCUCGGUGAAAGGCAUUUUCAUGUUAACAUUUCAUCAUGAUUUGGUUAGGACCACUAUUACUGUUUAGUAAUUUUACUGUAGCUCCUAUAGAAAAGAUAAGACAAGGGAGGGACAAUUCAGAUGAUAUGGACACUUACAACGUAGGCGACAUAGUGCACCUAUAAGGAAGAAUGACUUAGUUAUUGUGGGGGGCAGUAAAAUGGGUAGGGAUAGAUUUAAAAUAACUUGGGAGGAAAUAGUGAGUAAAGAUUUAAUAUCCUUGAAUCUAUCAAAAGAAAUGAGCCAUAAUUGCAUAAAUUGGUAGAAAGGGAUUCAUAUAGCCAACCCUGUUAGUGGGACUAAGGCUUGAUUUUGUUGUUGUUGUUAUUGUUGUUGUAAUCAUUUUUCUGAUCAAAACAUUGUAUUCUAUACAAAAAAAUAAUUUCAUUGAGAGACAAUUUUUCUUUUUGAAUUCAAA